Molecule: messenger RNA, 1203 nt
Organism: Homarus americanus (American lobster)
Lineage: Eukaryota; Metazoa; Arthropoda; Malacostraca; Decapoda; Nephropidae
Product: serine/arginine repetitive matrix protein 1-like
Exons: 1
Coding region: 1-1203 (400 amino acids)
Source: RefSeq, a predicted model, not a curated record
AUGGCAGAUUUGUGCCCGCCGAUCACCUCCUUGUCGCGCCGUUCAUCGGGAUCAUCAGAUGUGUAUCAACACAGCCCUUCUCCAUCACGCCGUUCCUCAGGACUAGACCAAUAUCCCUACUGUAUUUCGUCAUCACGCCGUUCCUCUGGCUCGGACAACUAUCUCCAGGUCACCUCCUUAUCACGCCGUUCCUCUAUAUCGGACCACUCUUCACAGAGCCCCUCUCCAUCACGGCGUUCAUCGGGAUUAGAAUAUCCCUAUUUCGGAUUUUCAUCACGUCGUUCCUCUGGAGCAUCAGAUCAGUUCCCGCAAGCCACAUCUCCAUCACGCCGUUCCUCUGGGUCUGAUCACUACCCACAGGCCAUCUCUCCAUCAUGCCGUUCCUUCGGGUCACGACGUUCCUCUGGGUCUGAUCAAUAUCCUCAGUUCACAUCUCCAUCACGCCGUUCCUCGGGCUCAGACCAGUCCUCGGUGGCAUUUUCUGCAUCAUCUCGGUCUUCCGGGUCAGACCCUCAGGCUCCUUCUCCAUCACGCCGCUCCUCCUGCUUAGAUCAUUACCCCCUGGUUACAUCUCCCACAUGCCGUUCCUCUUGGUCGGAGAAACAUAACGUGACCUCCCCAUCACGGCGCCCUUCGGUGUUAGAACAGCAUCCCCAGGUUACAUCUCCAUCACGCCGUUCCUCCUGGUCUGAAAAACACCCACACAUCAACUCUCCAUCACGCCGUUCUUCCUGGUCGGAGAAACAAAACGUGACAUCCCCAUCACGCCGCCCCUCGGUGUUAGAACAGCAUCCCAAGGUCACAUCCCCAUCACGCCGUUCCUCUUGGUCUGAAAAACAGCCACACGUUACUUCCCCAUCAGGCUGUCCCUCUGGGUUAGAACAGCACCCAGAGGCUACCUCCUCACCACGCCCCUCCUCCUGGUGUGAGCGAAACCCCCGCAUCACAUCACCAUCACGCCGUGGGUCCUGUUCCGAUAUCACCAACAAACGGAAGGACACCACCUCCAGUCGUCCAGGGUCCCGGGGGUCCAACACCAGGGUCAAUCCUAAACCUGCCAGAGACCAACAAGCUCAGGGGUACGAGAGGCCAAGGGAGACGCUGACACCCUUCGACCGUCUGUGGCGCCCCCUGUACGCCAUAGAUGUCUUCUCCUUCAUCCCGACUCUGAUCAACUGUUUCGUUUUUGACGAUUCCGGCUGA